GCGGCGUAGGGAGUCGGGGGCCGCCCGCCGGGGAGCCGGGACCAUGGCGCUGCGCGCCCGGGCGCUGUACGACUUUAGGUCGGAGAACCCGGGCGAGAUCUCGCUGCGGGAGCACGAGGUGCUGAGCCUGUGCAGCGAACAGGACAUCGAGGGCUGGCUCGAGGGGGUCAACAGCCGUGGCGACCGUGGCCUCUUCCCGGCCUCGUACGUGCAGGUGAUUCGCGCCCCCGAGUCCGGCCCGGCGGGCGACUGCGGCCCGGGAGCCCCGGCUCGCUACGCCAACGUCCCGCCUGGCGGCUUCGAGCCCCUGCCCGCCGCGCCGCCCGCCUCCUUCAAGCCGCCGCCCGAUGCCUUCCAGCCCUUGCUGCAACCGCAGCAGGCGCCUCCGCCGAGCACCUUCCAGCCGCCGGCCGCGGGCUUCCCGUACGGCGGGGGCGCCCUGCAGCCGUCGCCUCAGCAGCUCUACAGCGGCGGCUACCAGGCCAGCCAGGGCAGCGACGAUGACUGGGACGACGAGUGGGACGACAGCUCCACGGUGGCCGAUGAGCCGGGCGCGCUGGGCAGCGGCGCGUACCCGGACCUCGACGGCUCGUCGUCCGCGGGCGGCGCGGCCGGCCGCUACCGUCUGUCCACGCGCUCCGACCUGUCGCUGGGCUCCCGUGGCGGCUCGGCGCCCGCGCAGCACCACCCGUCGGGGGCCAAGAGCUCGGCCACCGUAAGCCGCAACCUCAACCGCUUCUCCACCUUCGUCAAGUCGGGCGGCGAGGCCUUCGUGCUGGGUGAAGCGUCUGGCUUCGUGAAGGAUGGGGACAAGUUGUGCGUGGUGCUGGGGCCCUACGGCCCCGAAUGGCAGGAGAACCCUUACCCCUUCCAGUGCACCAUCGACGAUCCCACCAAACAGACCAAGUUCAAGGGCAUGAAGAGCUACAUCUCCUACAAGCUGGUCCCCACGCACACGCAGGUGCCGGUACACCGGCGCUACAAGCACUUCGACUGGCUGUACGCGCGCCUGGCCGAGAAGUUCCCCGUCAUCUCGGUGCCCCACCUGCCCGAGAAACAGGCCACUGGCCGCUUCGAGGAGGACUUCAUCUCCAAACGCAGGAAGGGCCUGAUCUGGUGGAUGAACCACAUGGCCAGCCACCCGGUGCUGGCGCAGUGCGACGUCUUCCAGCACUUUCUGACCUGCCCCAGCAGCACGGACGAGAAGGCCUGGAAACAGGGCAAGCGGAAGGCCGAGAAAGAUGAGAUGGUGGGCGCCAACUUCUUCCUGACCCUGAGCACGCCCCCCGCCGCCGCCCUCGACCUGCAGGAGGUGGAGAGCAAGAUCGACGGCUUCAAGUGCUUCACCAAGAAGAUGGACGACAGCGCGCUGCAGCUCAACCACACGGCCAACGAGUUCGCGCGCAAGCAGGUGACGGGCUUCAAGAAGGAGUAUCAGAAGGUGGGCCAGUCCUUCCGUGGCCUCAGCCAGGCCUUUGAGCUGGACCAGCAGGCCUUCUCGGCCGGCCUGAACCAGGCCAUCGCCUUCACCGGAGAUGCCUACGACGCCAUCGGCGAGCUCUUUGCCGAGCAGCCCAGGCAGGACCUGGACCCCGUCAUGGACCUGUUAGCGCUGUAUCAGGGGCACCUGGCCAACUUCCCCGACAUCAUUCACGUUCAGAAAGGAGCUCUUACCAAAGUAAAGGAGAGUAGGCGACACGUGGAAGAAGGGAAGAUGGAGCUGCAAAAGGCUGAUGGCAUUCAAGAUCGCUGUAACACUAUUUCUUUUGCCACUUUGGCUGAAAUUCACCACUUCCAUCAAAUUCGAGUAAGAGACUUUAAAUCACAGAUGCAGCAUUUCUUACAACAGCAAAUAAUAUUUUUCCAAAAAGUGACACAGAAGUUGGAAGAAGCUCUUCAUAAAUAUGAUAGUGUUUAAUGACUGGUCACUGGGUUGUGGACUUUUUUCAGUUCAAGGAUAUUUCUACAGCAGAAUAAAAACUGCUAUCAAAGAGCUAUUGCCAACUAUCAGUGGUGGUACAAGGAUGGUUUUGUGUUCAACUGAAGCUCGGCUGAAUAUAUAAUUAUGUAGGAAAGAAACAGUUAAUAUGGUUAUAUAAUAGAAACAGUACCACACAUUGUAACUAAAUUAUACUAUGUAUGCCUACACUACCAUUGUAACUUUUGGAAUAAUGAUUAUACUAUUUGCCUUAUUGCUUUUUGAAGUAUGGGUAUUUUAGUGCAUACUUUGUAGACCUCAAAACCCAUGAAGGGUCUCAAAGAAGCUGGCUGGAUAAAAGCCUGCUGUGGAUGCCUUUUUACUCUCAUAGAUUGGGAUUACCUAAAUUCAACCUGUUCUCUGUUUACAAACUCCAACUAGAGCAGCUAUGCGACUUUGUGCCUUUAAACUCUUGGUUUUUCAUUUCUCCACCUCCCUCCCUUUUUUUUAAGUAACCACAACUUUUCUGAUCGAAAGAGUGAAAGGCUAGUGCAUAUAAUGACAAACCUGUUGGUAACCUCAUAUUGGCGCUGGGGGCAGGCUGGGCGGAUCAGCUGUCAUCGGUUUUCACGGCAAGUUUUGUCCCCUGAUACACGCUGGUGAGCGCAGCGGAGGGAGGCCUGAUGCUCAUCUUUGAACAUGAAGUCUAUUAGGGAAGAAAAUGGUGCCACUCUAUUCCCUUAGAUGCUGUAGUAACAUAGCCUCUUCAAUCAAGUGUCCUGGAGACUUGGCGUGGAGGUUGAAACGAGCAUGUCUUAUAACACAGAGAAGGAGGAGUCUAAUCGGUUGGGGACACAAGCACAGAAUCAGUGAUGACACACACUUGGUUUUAAUUCUUAGGAGGGCUUUCUUUCUUUUUUUUUUUAGCUUGAAGAUUUUAAUAUUCAGUUUUUUCUUUUUUAAUGGAUCUACACUGUUAACUGAUUGAGACUCCACUGUGAUUCACUCGUUUACUUAAUCAAAAACUUUUCAGGGAUGUCUGUAAAAUUCAGUGUUAUACGUGAUUGAAAGUAGUGUUGGUUGAUCUAAAGAGGGACCAGAAAUAAUUUCUACUAUUCCAAAUGCUGAAGGAGAAAAAAAAUAAUUGUUUUUUUUUUUAAAUAUUGAUAAGCCCCCAGGACAUUUAACUUUAAAAGUUAUUUUAAAUAUAUUCUUUUAUUAUUAUAAGGGAAAUAUGAAUGGCUGAUAAAUACCAAAAAGAUUCAAAAGCAGCUUAAUUUAAAAAGCACAAAGAGAUUCUGGCUUCAGAUGCCAAAAUCUCAAUGUUUUUAUAGUUGCUGAGCUAUAAAUAAUGUGAUUUU
Molecule: messenger RNA, 3279 nt
Organism: Leptonychotes weddellii (Weddell seal)
Lineage: Eukaryota; Metazoa; Chordata; Mammalia; Carnivora; Phocidae
Gene: SNX18
Product: sorting nexin 18
Biological process (GO): cleavage furrow formation; endosomal transport; plasma membrane tubulation
Cellular component (GO): cytoplasmic vesicle; plasma membrane
Molecular function (GO): protein binding; phosphatidylinositol binding
Source: RefSeq, a predicted model, not a curated record